AUGACGAUCACAACAUCCAACGACGUGCCCUCCUCGUCAGGGGACAAGCCUCAGUUCCUCAUCUUUUUCAGCUCGGGCGCCCCACCCUGGUGUCCCGAUUGCGUCGAUGCGCAGCCUGCGGUCGACAAGGUGUUUGGCGGUAGCAACGUAGAUGGCCAUAUCGUGCUUGUCGGUGAGAAGCCAGAAUGGAAAACGCCAGACAACAGGUUCCGCAAAGAGUAUGCGAUCAAGUGCAUUCCUACCAUCACCAAAGUGGUCAACGGCAACGAAGUGGCCCGGCUCGAGGACAGCGAGUGCAAAGAUGUCAACAUUGUCGCCAACUUUGUCAAGCCAUGA
Molecule: messenger RNA, 336 nt
Organism: Kalmanozyma brasiliensis GHG001
Lineage: Eukaryota; Fungi; Basidiomycota; Ustilaginomycetes; Ustilaginales
Product: Protein of unknown function DUF953, thioredoxin-like protein
Exons: 2
Coding region: 1-336 (111 amino acids)
Cellular component (GO): cytosol
Molecular function (GO): protein-disulfide reductase [NAD(P)H] activity
Source: RefSeq, a predicted model, not a curated record